CUUGUGUUGUGUGUGAAUAUUAUCUAGCUGUUUAAACAUGAAACUUUACACGAUACUUUACGUAUUAUUCGUCGUUGCUAACGGUGAAAAGAAAAUCAAUUUGGAGGAUAUCGAAAGAGAUAAUUUGAAAGCUGAAAGUAGAUCUAAAUCAGAUGAUACUAAAUAUUCCUAUAAAUCUGAAAUAAAUCAACAACAUUAUCCAACUACGACUUAUGUUACACCCCAACCAAUUCCAAAUGUACCACCGGAGGAAUACAGGAACCAUAAUAAAUAUUCCAAUGAAAUUAUUUAUCAACAAAGUAAUCAACCUUUGCAACAAUAUCACGAAUAUCAACAACAAACGAAACAUAUUCCAACUUAUUAUAAUCCUGAAUCAACAAUUUAUCAACCCGAAAUCAAUGUUGGCAAUCAAGUGCAAACUUUGCAACAAAAAGUAGUCGGACAGAAGUUUGGCCAAAAUUCAAACAAAGACAAUUUUUACAUUGAUAUUCCUAUGAGUCAAUUGUUAUCAUAUUACCCACACAUUGAUUUAAAUGGUUUGAAUGGUGGAAAAAUUCAAGCUUCCCUUCAAGAAUUAUCUCAAGCUCAACAAAUUUCGAUUCCCUUUUACACUUCGUUAUUGAACCAGAAACAAUUGAUCACACCUGUUAAGACGACUUAUCAAAUUGUACCACAACAUAUCCUGAGGCAACCUAUUCCAGUAUCAACCACGUUAUUUCCUAAGUUUUCGAAAGGGUCAAUAUAUGCAUCGGUAACUUCGAAGAAACCAAUCUCACCUCAAGUCUACGAACAGCCAGAGCAAUCCUAUUCCCAAGGAAAUCAAUUAUUAUACACGCAAGCUUACAUUACUAAGCCCCAACAACAUCGACUACAUCAACAACAACAACAACAUCACCAACAACAACAACAACAACAACAACAUGUUUCUACAGUGAUAAGCAAUCAAGGGAAUGCCCUUUAUACACAAACGACACCCCUUCAGGCAGAUCUUUAUGUAAAAUCACCAGUUUAUGUUCAAGAUAACUCCCUUCAUGGCCAAGUUAAUCAAUACAAUGGUCAAACCGAGCAAUCGUAUAUUUCUUCAGUUACGGAACAACAACUAUCAAAGCAAAUCUUGCAUGAAGAUGAGGAAAGCCAAAGCGUUUCUCAAAAUUACGUCAAGGUACCGGAGAAACCAAAUUCAGAUUUUAUACCACCACAAAUAUCACAUCAGAAUUUUAAACCAGACGUAACUCAAUUGAUACAAGUUUCUUCGGAUUCUGAAGAAUCGUCUCGAGUCAAAGAUCAUAUCGUUAGUUCAGAGCCACGAACUUUAUUGGAUACGUAUGUUCCAAGUAAUCUAAUCGCUGCACAGGAUUCAGCGAGAUAUCGAGAGAGGCCGUUGCACUUGGAAAGCGGAUUUCUACCUUCGAAAAAUAAUUAUGUGCAAUACAAGAAACGUAAGACGCAAUAAUGUUCGUAAGAAGUAUAGUACCAUGGAAAAAUCCACACAC
This is a messenger RNA of Polistes canadensis, 1493 nucleotides long. Its product is annotated as putative mediator of RNA polymerase II transcription subunit 12. NCBI's taxonomy places the organism in Eukaryota, Metazoa, Arthropoda, Insecta, Hymenoptera, Vespidae. The transcript is spliced from 7 exons. The coding region runs from base 38 to 1453 and encodes 471 amino acids. The record is from RefSeq and is a predicted model, not a curated record.